Nannospalax galili (Upper Galilee mountains blind mole rat) is the source of this 2682-nucleotide messenger RNA. It is a transcript of the gene Niban2, whose product is annotated as niban apoptosis regulator 2. The transcript is spliced from 14 exons. Lineage: Eukaryota; Metazoa; Chordata; Mammalia; Rodentia; Spalacidae. The coding region runs from base 17 to 2266 and encodes 749 amino acids. The record is from RefSeq and is a predicted model, not a curated record.
GCGGCUCCUCCUCGCCAUGGGAGACGUGCUAUCCACACACCUGGAUGACGCUCGGCGCCAGCACAUCUCAGAGAAAACAGAGAAGAUCCUGAAGGAGUUCCUUCAGUUCUACAAGGAUCAGUAUGGCGUUGCUCUCUUCAACAGCAUGCGCCAUGAAAUUGAGGGCACUGGGCUGCCCCAGGCACAGCUACUCUGGCGCAAGGUACCCCUGGAUGAGCGCAUCAUUUUCUCUGGGAACCUUUUCCAGUACCAGGAGGACAAUAAGAAGUGGAGGAACCGCUUCAGCCUGGUGCCUCACAACUAUGGGCUGGUGCUGUACGAAAACAAAGUGGCCUAUGAGCGGCAGAUGCCACCCCGAGCUAUCAUCAAUUGUGCAGGCUACAAAAUCCUCACCUCUGUGGACCAGUACCUGGAACUUGUUGGCAACUCCCUACCAGGGACGUCAUCGAAGUCAGGCUCCGCCCCCAUCCUCAAGUGCCCCACACAGUUCCCGCUCAUCCUCUGGCACCCUCACGCCCGCCACUACUACUUCUGCAUGAUGACGGAAGCCGAGCAGGACAAGUGGCAGGCUGUGCUUCAGGACUGCGUGCGACACUGCAACAAUGGGAUCCCUGAGGCCUCGAAGGUAGAGGGCCCUGCAUUCACUGAUGCCAUCCGCAUGUACCGCCAGUUGAAGGAGCAGUAUGGCACCUGGGAGAUGCUGUGUGGGAACGAGGUGCAGAUCCUGAGUAACCUGGUAAUGGAGGAGCUGGGCCCGGCACUGAAGGCAGAGCUUGGUCCUCGGUUGAAGGGAAAGCCACAGGAGCGACAGCGGCAGUGGAUCCAGAUCUCGGAUGCCGUGUACCGCCUGGUAUUUGAGCAGGCCAAGAUGCGUUUUGAGGAGGUGCUGUCCCAGCUGCGGCAGUCCCGGCCAGCCAUGGAGGCUGUUAUCCGCACCGACAUGGACCAGAUCAUCACCUCCAAGGAUCAUCUGGCCAGCAAGAUCCGAGCCUUCAUCCUCCCCAAGGCAGAGGUCUGUGUGCGGAACCAUGUCCAGCCUUAUAUCCCAUCUAUCCUGGAGGCCCUGAUGGUGCCUACCAGCCAGGGCUUCACCGAGGUGCGGGACAUCUUCUUCAAGGAGGUCACGGACAUGAACCUGAAUGUGAUUAACGAAGGUGGAAUUGACAAGCUGGGUGAGUACAUGGAGAAGCUGUCCCAGCUGGCAUACCACCCCCUGAAGAUGCAGAGCUGCUAUGAGAAGAUGGAACCUCUGCGGCUGGAUGGCCUGCAGCAGCGCUUCGAUGUGUCCAGCACAUCCGUGUUCAAGCAGCGAGCCCAGAUCCACAUGCGUGAGCAAAUGGACAAUGCUGUGUACACCUUUGAGACCCUCCUGCACCAGGAGCUGGGGAAGGGACCCACCAAGGAGGAGCUGUGCAAGUCCAUCCAGCGGAUCUUGGAGCGGGUACUGAAGAAGUAUGACUAUGACAGUAGCUCUGUACGCAAGAGGUUCUUCCGGGAGGCGCUGCUGCAGAUCACCAUCCCCUUCCUGCUCAAGAAGCUGGCCCCUACCUGCAAGUCGGAGCUGCCACGCUUCCAGGAGCUGAUCUUUGAGGACUUUGCCAGGUUCAUCCUCGUGGAGAACACAUACGAGGAGGUGGUACUGCAGACUGUCAUGAAGGACAUCCUGCAGGCUGUGAAGGAAGCUGCAGUUCAGCGCAAACAUAACCUCUACCGGGACAGCAUGGUUCUGCACAACAGUGACCCCAACCUGCACCUGCUGGGGGAGGGUGCGCCCAUCGACUGGGGCGAACAGUAUGGUGACAGCAGUGACGGCGGUGAUGACAGUGGCAGCCCCAGUCCUUGCACCCCUGAUGCAGCCACCCUCACAGAAAAGCGCAGGCGUGCCAAGCAGGUGAUGUCCGUGGUCCAGGACGAGGAGGCAGGGCUGCCCUUUGAGGCUAGCUCUGAGCCGCCAUCACCUGCAUCCCCAGACAGUGUCACUGAGCUCCGAAGCAUGCUGGCCCAAGAUCUGAGGGCUGAGAGCCCGCCAGCCAGCCCCCUCCUCAAUGGGGCCCCUGUCCAGGAGAGCCCUCAGCCCAUGGCUACCCCUGAGGCCUCUUCACCACCAGCCUCACCCCUCCAGCAGCUCUCACCUGGAAAGGCUGUGGACCUUGAGCCCCCUAAGCCCAGUGACCAGGAGACUGGGGAGCAGGUGUCCAGCCCUGGGGGCCGCCCCCCCAUCCACACCACCACUGAAGACAGCUCAGGAGUGCAGACGGAGUUCUAGGCUCGUGGCCUCCUCAGUUCCCUUGGACAUUCGCCAGGCCGCUUCUCCUUGGGCACUGCAGCCUCAGCUCUGUGGAGGGGCACCCCAGCCUGUGCCUUGUAGGGGGAUUUGGACGGGGGUGGUGUGGUAUCCCUAGGGGUCUGGCCUACCUGAGUCACUUUAUGGAGUUCAGUACACCUGUUACUGCUCCUGUUUUCUGUGGGCUGGUCUCAGAUGCUGGGUCUACCUUUGAGGUUUCCCUCUUUGUGCAGGGGACUUGGGAGCCCCUCUAUCCUGCCCUCCUGCGCUCACCUGUUUCCUCUCAUCCUUGGAGGGGUGGUGUCACUGGAAGCCUAGGAAGCUGGCAAACUCCAUCUCACCCUGGGGCUCCUUGAUACCACCAUGGGGAGAAAAAGGGGGAGGGAGACAGACACAAA